Salmo salar (Atlantic salmon) is the source of this 1616-nucleotide messenger RNA. RefSeq names its product galectin-2. NCBI's taxonomy places the organism in Eukaryota, Metazoa, Chordata, Actinopteri, Salmoniformes, Salmonidae. Gene Ontology annotation, molecular function: carbohydrate binding. The record is from RefSeq and is a predicted model, not a curated record.
UGUCCCAUCCCAUAGUACAUUCAGGACUGCUUUUCACCACCAGUGACAACAUGGCAAAGCCAAUGGGAAGUCUUAUUAACCUUCAUGCUCGUGUGGAUAAUAAAGGAACUUGAGCUGAAGAAUGUGAAGCUGAGAGCUGGAGACCAGUUGAAAGUGGAGGGGAGGAUUCUGCAUGAGGCGAAGGGGUUCCAGAUAGAACUGGGCUGUGACGAAGAUCACCUGGCACUGCACUUCAACCCACGUUUUAAGGAUGACACUGACGGCGCUGUGCUUGUGUGCAACUCAAAGAUUGACGGCUGCUGGGGUCAUGAGGAGAGAGAGAAAUACAGUGACCUCCAAAGGGGUUCUACUGUCAAGAUUGUCCUGAAGCUGACCGGAGAUGUGUUUGAAGUGGAGAUGCCUAAUGGACAUGUGAUCAAGUUCCCCAACCGUCACGUCCUGGAAGUCAUUACCUACGUUCGUAUCAGAGGGGACUUGAAGCUCACCGCCUUUAAGAUCUACUAAAGAGACCCAUAACAUCCACCUUGUGUAGCCUGGCAAUUUGUUUCGUAGGUCUUCCAACUUCCGGUGCAUUCUGGCCCAAUGACACACAAGCAAGUGGGCGGAGCUACAUAUAGUGUUAGACCAAUGGGUAGUAAGACAGGAUCAAUGGCCUGUAUCAAAUACUAAAUGGAAAUAUGGGAUGACCAUGGUACGGUUUGUUGUAAGAAUAUUCUGACAUACACUAAACACAAGGGACAACUGGGGACGAGGUUAGGAUACUGUCAACUAAUUACAUUCCUUUACAAAUACAGACGUGUUACACACACACACAUCUUGGCCGGAUGAAAUAUCAGUCAAUGUUUUACUUGUUUUGGUGAGAAAGAGCAAACUAAAUGUUUUAGUAAUCACUUCAAAGAAUGUAUUCUUAUACUGUAGUAGACCAAAUGAUUACAUUAUGACUGACCUAAUCUCUCAUGUUCUGAUACUGUAGUAGACCAAAUGAUUACAUUAUUACUGACCUAAUCUCUCAUGUUCUGAUACUGUAGUAACCCAAAUGAUUACAUUAUGACUGACCUAAUCUCUCAUGUUCUGAUACUGUAGUAACCCAAAUGAUUACAUUAUUACUGACCUAAUCUCUCAUGUUCUGAUACUGUAGUAACCCAAAUGAUUACAUUAUUACUGACCUAAUCUCUCAUGUUCUGAUACUGUAGUAACCCAAAUGAUUACAUUAUUACUGACCUAAUCUCUCAUGUUCUGAUACUGUAGUAACCCAAAUGAUUACAUUAUUACUGACCUAAUCUCUCAUGUUCUGAUACUGUAGUAACCCAAAUGAUUACAUUAUGACUGACCUAAUCUCUCAUGUUCUGAUACUGUAGUAGACCAAAUGAUUACAUUAUGACUGACCUAAUCUCUCAUGUUCUGAUACUGUAGUAGACCAAAUGAUUACAUUAUGACUGACCGUGACUCUCGUCGACAGAUUGCGUCAACAAUUACUGAGCAGAAAAUAGAAUAGCCAUUGACUCCAUGGCAAAAAAAAUGUAUGAUGAUUUGAAAAUGUUAUUUUCUGUAUACAUUUAAUGAAGCAAAACAUAAUGGAUACAUGUCAUGUCAUCAAUAAAGUUCAGCAUCAUUAA